AACUGUCACUUAAUAAUUCUAGGUUACAAUUUAGACUUAUGAAUACUUAAAUUUAUGAUUUUACACUUUUAAAGCAAACAUUCAUCUUGAUCAUAUAUCAUUACUCAUAAUAUAAACUAAAGGCUUGCUUUAUAAGAUGAACAGUGUCAAUUUGCCGGAGGACUGUGCUAGACAAUGGGAAAUUUUGUUGUUGUUAUUGUCGUCAGAGGAAAAGAAAAUCGAUCGUACUCACGAAAGCGAGAUCGAUACUAUGAGUUAUUUCUACAACAACAAGGGUGUUAGAAAGAUUUUACUCUACUGGCUUCAGCAGAUGAAGGACACAUACGCACGUAAAACAUGUGAUACAGAUACAGCACUGAAAUGCGACGGAGUGUCGCUGUGCUGGCGACAGAAGGGGAAUGAGAAAUUCAGGGCUAAUUUGGUGGAAGAGAGUUAUAAGUGUUACACUAAUAGCGUAUUGUACGCUAAACCUAAUAGUCUUAUGUACACACUGGCUCUAGCGAACCGGUCGGCUGCUUUAUUGAGGUUAAAGAGAUUUCAGGAAUGUUUGUCGGAUGUGUCUCUGGCUAUAGACAGCGGUUAUCCUGCGGAACAGAGACACAAACUUUUACUGCGUAGAGCAGAUUGUUACAUUGAAUUGCAAAGUAAGGAAGCAAGGACCGCUCUCAACUCGGCCAUACAAUAUGCAGGGACACUCAACAUGACAGUGGCGAACAAAUUGGAAUUCGAGCGUCACAUAAAGAUUUUAGAGAAGAAACUAGAGUGUGUCAAACGGGAUGUUGUUAAAGAGGAAGAGGUGCUGCUACCUGAUUGUUACCUGGGACCGAAUCCUGACUUUGUAUCGGCCUCCAAAUCUAUUGAACUAAGAUAUAAGGAGUCACGCGGUCGUCACGUGGUCGCGGUAGAGCCGGCAGGUCGUGGGGACGUGCUCUUCUCAGAGGAGCCCUACGCAUGGGUCGCUCUGCCCUCAGACGACGCCAUUUGUGAGAUGUGCUGCGACACAGACAUCAAUCCAGUGCCUUGCAGUGUGUGUUCACGCAGCGUGUACUGUGGGUGUGAGUGUGCGUCUCGUGCCAUAUCCUUCCACCGCUGGGAGUGUGUGGGUGCACAGUGCUCACUCUUCCCCACUAUAGGCAUCGCGCAUUUAGCUUUAAGGGUGCUACUAAUAAGUACGAACAACGGAUUCCCCCCGUCGCCGGUGUCGUUGCCGCAGCCGUGUACCGCCGGCGAGUUGUUCAGGAGCUACGGGCUGGUGGACAACAUCCAGAUAUACAAGACGGGCACGGAUCCCUUCUACAGGAUGUUCAAUCUGGUGACCAACUUCAACAAGAUGGACAACACAGAUUACAUACAAUACGCCUUAACGGCCACGAUGUUGACGUUGUAUUUGGAGAAUUUCACGAGUUUUUUUGAUUAUCUACCAAGCAAAAUGCCGUGUAGUAUGUCUGAGAGUCAAUUGAAGUUGUUCGCUGCGGCCGUCAUACUGAGGAGUAUGGGCCAGUUGGUUUGUAACGGACACGCAACCUUAAGCCUGGCAGUCGUGGAAGAGGACGAUGGCAGAAACGGCAAAACGAUAACGGAAAAGGAAGUCCGUAGAGCCACCGCCAUCUAUCCCUCGGCCGCCAUGAUGAAUCACUCCUGCGAUCCCAACAUAAUAAACACUUUCUACAAGAGUCGUCUUAUAGUCCGAUGCCAGCGCGAGUUACCGGCAGGAGGCGAAGUGUUCAACUGUUAUGGUCCACACCGAGCCCGCGCGCCCGCCGCAGCGCGACGGAAAGCGCUCAAGGCUCAGUAUAUGUUCACGUGCCACUGUGCCGACUGCAACGACACGGAGAGGAAAGACUUCGUGUCGUUGUUCAGCGCGUACCUGUGUCAGUCGUGUAAGGGUCCGGUGUGGGCGCAUGGUGUUCGUCCUCUGUGCACACAGUGUCGGUCAGCACUCCACCUGGAACGUGCACACACACUACUGGAUCGAGCUGACGACCUCGCAAUACAAGCGGAACAGGUCGUCAGUUUGGAGGAGCGUUGCGAAAAGAUGGCGGCCUCGUACCGGCUGAAACAACAGGUGUGGCAUCGACACCACGCCUCGCUCAGAAUGGCGGCGGAUAGACUGGCAAGACUGUAUGCUGACACAGGUGAUUUCGGUAAAAGUAUGGAGCUCAUAAAACAGAACAUCCAGAGCCUCGAGUAUCGCUUUGGUUCUUUCAGUGUAGAGGUCGCCCAUGAACUCCGUAAACUGUCGGAUGUUAUGUUAGAAAGGAUUUUGAAUUCACCGCAGCAUCUGGAAUACAGAGAAUGGUGUCUAGAAGCUCAUAAGGUGGUCAAAAAGGCUAUACAAUUGAUGGAAUUGAACUACGGCUCGUGGGAACCUCUUGUGUCUAGACUGAAGCAACACGAGUGCUACCUCGCGGCGACGCUCGCCGAGAGCAGGACUCCCGAGGCUGUGGACUGUGUUCAUCACAACUUACAUUACAAUCUUAAAAUAUAAACAUUAAUCAUACUAUUAUAGCACACAGGCGCGUUCUCAUUCAAAUUUGACAAAUGACAAUCGUGGCACAGAUAACGAAAAAGUUUUUUUUUUUUAAUUUCCAUUAGCUAACGUGAAAUUGUCUAUCAGAAUACAGCCAAUUUAAAUUUAAAUAAUCUUUAUUGAACACUUAUGUGUUUGAAGGCUGUAAUGGCAAAUAAAAAAAUAUUGAACGAAAUACUUAUGUAAGUAAUUAAAAUAUUAUGAAUAUCCUAUAAUAGUGAGAUUAUAAGUGAUUAAUAUUAUAAGAGUUAGUAACAUUCUAUAUUAACUAAUGAUGCAUUGAAGUGAAUUUGUUUUUUUUUAAACUCUUAAUAUGCCUUAUGAAGCCUUUGUUGCUAGCGUAUGUAGCGAGUUUUUAAGAUAAGAUUAGGAUGUUUUUGUAAUAAUACUAAUAGUAUAAUAACUACUAAUAUUAUUCAAUAAUUUUAUAUAACAGAUGUGACUAUUGUCUUUAUAACAAUUAAUUUUGUGAUUUUCUUGUAUUAUGUAACAGGAAAACAUACAAACGAAUCACAAAAUGGCCUAAUAGUAAUAAUAAACUAGUAAGCCUAAAUUACUAUUGCGAAGGCAGUUUUUAAUUAUACAUACAGAAAUUAAGUAAGAAAUAAUAAUGUGAGAAUUAUUGUAAUACGUUGUUAUUUGCGAUGUGCCCAAAAUUGGUAUCCGAGGGACAUUUUCCCUUCAUUGCACUAUCAUUUUCUGUGACGUAAGAACGUUACGUCAUCAAAUAUUAUUUUAAUGUUACUUACCAAUACUAUUUCAGUAAAUAUUUACGAUUUGUGUCCUCGGAAAUACAUUUUUAGUUGCCUGGCACAUCACUAGUUGAAAUGACGUUUUGUUUUAACGUUCAAAAACACGAGUUAAUAAUGACUUCAUUAGUUUCAGGGUAAUUUAAAAAUGGUGAUUUCUUAACGAAUUUUAUUAAAACAGUUAUUUAUAUAAUAUCGUACCAAUUGCUGUAACAUCAGCCUUUUUUUAGUGUUUACCAUCAGGUCAAGACAUCUAUCUUUAUUCUUGUUUAUAGCGGUGUAGACCUAGUAUGAAUAAUAUAUAUAUAUAUAUAUAUACAAAUAUAAAUAUAAAAUAUUACAA
Danaus plexippus (monarch butterfly) is the source of this 3622-nucleotide messenger RNA. RefSeq names its product SET and MYND domain-containing protein 4-like. NCBI's taxonomy places the organism in Eukaryota, Metazoa, Arthropoda, Insecta, Lepidoptera, Nymphalidae. The coding region runs from base 137 to 2488 and encodes 783 amino acids. The record is from RefSeq and is a predicted model, not a curated record. Gene Ontology annotation, molecular function: protein binding. The transcript is spliced from 15 exons.